AUGCGAGGAGCUUGCGGGGUAGGGAGGGGCGCGGGGAAGAUCCGCGCAGGCGGCUUUAGCACGUCGGACGACACGUGGCUCCCCGUGAACGAGAACUACCCGUUCCUGAACGUGGAACUGCAACGGGAAGAUCCCGAGUCUCAUCUCAACGUCUACAAGAUCCUCGUGGCCCUUCGAUCGACGAACGCUCAUCUCUACGGCGAACUGGACUUCCCUAAUGCGGUCAACACUGAAGACAUCUUCGUCUUUACCAGGAUGUAUCCCGUGGAGGGAGAGGACGCGUACAUUAUCGUGGUGAAUUUCGGCGAGGACCGACAGGUUUUGAAUCUGAAUUCGAUCCAGAACUUGGGCGGAUCCGGUGUGGUUCUGGCUAGGAGCGGUCACGAAACCGAACCCGGGACCGAACACGGAUCCACCGUGGACUUCAACGCGGUGCCGAUCGGAUCCAAAGUCGGCCUGGUCAUCUCCUCUCCCUUCCUCGUCGAGACGUGAUCCUUCUCGAAUGCAAAAAUUGAAUUUUGAAUAAAACGCAUAUAAAUAGA
This is a messenger RNA of Darwinula stevensoni, 542 nucleotides long. The record is from the annotation of a GenBank genome assembly. NCBI's taxonomy places the organism in Eukaryota, Metazoa, Arthropoda, Ostracoda, Podocopida, Darwinulidae.